Molecule: messenger RNA, 1753 nt
Organism: Periconia digitata
Lineage: Eukaryota; Fungi; Ascomycota; Dothideomycetes; Pleosporales; Periconiaceae
Source: the annotation of a GenBank genome assembly
GAUGAUCUGGCCGUGUCGAAAUAUGCCAAGAACGACAAGAAUCCCCGAGGACAUCAAGGUGCUCGUUUCCGCUUCUUUCGUCAACGCCGUCUUACUACCUCGAAACAAACUUACUUCGUGGACUUUUUUUUCUCUGAUUCAUUCCAGCGCUGUGGUUUUUCUGGUGAUACCUUCAAAGUUCUUCUUUGGACGUGGUAUAAAAAGUCGCGAGUUGACCUAUUUUUCCAUCCAGGCCUCACUUUCACUGGGAAGUCAGAUUUAUCUCGCCAACACCAAGAUGCGCUCUUCUGGAAUUCCCUCCAUCGUUGCGAUGGCGCUUGUGUCGCUCACACUGGUUGUCGCUCAAACCACGACUCCACCACCCACAACGACAGUAACCAAAGCUGCCACUGAGACUUUCACGGCGGUCACAGACUGCCAUCCCCAUGGCUCUGUACAGUUCUGCAUGGCGGGUACUGCCGAGUACGAAAUCGUUGGUCCCACCAAGACCGAGCAGAUGGAGCCUCAAUAUACGGGCUGUCAUGCACACGGACCAGAGAUAUUCUGUCGGAAAGCUAAUGGAGAAGAAGUCGAAGUUGUUGGUGAAUCUUCUGGUGAAGGCGAGCAUGACGAGCAUGAGGAGCAUGAUCACGAUCACGAGUCCGAAGGCGCACACGGAGAAAAACACUGUCAUUUUCAUGGCGAUGUCGAGCAUUGCACCGACGAUGAAUCCGAGGCAGCCGAAGAGGAGCCUUCGACCGGAGAGGCAAAUUGUCACUUCCAUGCGGGCGUAGAACAUUGCGUUGGCGGUGCCGUGGCAUCCUGCAAUCGCACAGAUCGGGAAUACAACAAGGGCCUCCGCGUUGGACUGCUUUUCGUCAUUCUUGCGACCAGUGCUAUCGGCGUGUUCAGCCCCAUACUGCUCACCAAGUUUACGCGAAUGUCACAGAAAAACAUUCUUUUCGUGAUCUUGAAGCAAUUUGGAACUGGUGUCAUUCUCUCCACCGCUUUUAUUCAUCUCUUCACACAUGCUGCUCUCAUGUUUGGGAAUGAUUGCCUUGGCGAGCUCGAGUACGAGGGCACAACGGCUGCCGUCUUUCUUGCCGGACUCUUCCUCUCUUUCUUGGUCGACUAUCUGGGCGCGCGCAUCGUGCUCCGUCGCCAGGGCCGAUCUACACCAGCUGAUUCUGAGGCUCCCGUCGCCGUGCAUCCAGAGUCGAAGACCUCAACGCCAGUCAGCGCGGCUAACAGUGAAAACGGCGAGCAUCUUCACGUACACGGCAACGGCGAGGACAAGCUCAACGUUCUCGUCCUGGAAGCCGGUAUAAUAUUCCACUCGCUUCUCAUUGGUAUCACACUUGUCGUGGCUGGAGAUUCAUUCUUCAAAAUCCUCUUCGUCGUCAUACUUUUCCACCAAAUGUUUGAGGGUCUAGCACUCGGAACCUGCAUCGCUGCUUUGCCUUCCUCUGCUGCUUCCUUCAUGUCUAAAUUGACUAUGGGCUCUGUCUUUGCGUUGGUCACUCCUGUCGGAAUGGCCAUCGGAAUCGGCGUCCUAGAUCAGUUCAACGGCAACGACCCAUCGACCCUCAUCGCCAUCGGAACAUUGGAUGCCCUUAGUGCGGGAAUCUUAGCCUGGGUCGGCAUCGUGGAGAUGUUGGCCAGAGACUGGAUGCAGGGCAACUUGCUUCACGCUGGACCCAUCAGGAGCGCUGUCGGUAUGGGCUCUUUGGUCCUGGGCAUGGCGUUGAUGAGCUUGUUGGGCAAGUGGGCUUGA